CUUAUAUUGUAAAAAAAAAAUGAAGUAAAACCCUAGAACAAGAAAAAUCAGAAGCAAAAGCUGAAAAUCACGUUUAAGGGAUCUGGGUCGCUCAAAUUUACAUUCUCCACAGUAUAGGUUUGAAAAUUGAGAGUGAUGAUGGGGACAAGAAAUUUAGUUUGGAAUGUUACUAAAAAAUUGGCCACAAUUGGUCUCAUUACUUUCACUGUCUCUGAUCGUUAUGCAACUGUUGUUCCUGUUCGUGGUGCUUCUAUGUCUCCCACUUUCAAUCCCAAAACUAAUUCCUUCACAGAUGAUUAUGUCUUUGUUGAGAAACUUUGCCUUGAUAAGUUCAAGUUUUCGCACGGUGAUAUCGUCAUCUUCAGUUCCCCGUCGAAUUUUAAGGAGACACACAUAAAGAGAAUAAUUGCAUUACCUGGUGAGUGGUUUGUUAAUCGUCAUAACCAGGACGUACUGAAGGUUCCAGAAGGGCAUUGUUGGGUUGAGGGAGACAAUGCAGCUUCUAGCACAGAUUCAAAAUCAUAUGGACCUGUUCCAUUGGGUCUAGUACGAGGAAGGGUUACUCAUGUUGUUUGGCCUCCUCAAAGAAUAGGAGCUGUCAAGAAUACUACACCAGAAAGAUUACCUUCUUCAUAGUCGGAUCCUAAUGCUAUUGUCUGACCUCUUCAAAGAGCCACACCGGAAAAGAACCACACCAGAAGAAUAAUUUUUGAUCUCUAAUGUUGUUCCCUUUGGUUGGAAAACCAUUAAUUAAUUGGUCAUUGUGGAGAGAAGUUACCAACCCAUUUGUUGAUUGGAUUCGUAGAACUUUGAAUUUUGAUUAUAUUCUAAUCAAGGUAAUCAAUUUAAGAUGUCACAAAUGAGAUGAAUGAUAUCAUAACUGCUAUUUUUUUAAGCAGAACUUGUCGAGAUAAUAAUUCAAAGGGUGCCGCUAACUUAGUGCAAAUGUGUUUACUAGUAUUUUGAAGUAAUUAGUGCACUCAAAUUUAAUGGGUGGAGGGGUUAUGUGUGCAGCCAUAAUUUGGGAUGAGGAUGAUGGAGGCUUGUUAUAGGACGCUAAAGAGGUUAUAAAUUCGUGUAAUUCUUGUGUAAUUGUGCUCGUAAGUUAUAUAUAUUAUUUUUUUGACA
Medicago truncatula (barrel medic) is the source of this 1128-nucleotide messenger RNA. Its product is annotated as mitochondrial inner membrane protease subunit 2. NCBI's taxonomy places the organism in Eukaryota, Viridiplantae, Streptophyta, Magnoliopsida, Fabales, Fabaceae. The coding region runs from base 136 to 636 and encodes 166 amino acids. The record is from RefSeq and is a predicted model, not a curated record. Gene Ontology annotation, cellular component: membrane; mitochondrial inner membrane peptidase complex. Gene Ontology annotation, molecular function: serine-type endopeptidase activity. The transcript has 4 exons.